UAGAUACGUUAUUAUACUAUCAGUACAUAUUAUAAAGUCAUAAUAUUGCAUAGUAUUAUAGUUUUUGUACAAAAUAACUAGGCAACUGUGCAUGCAUCGAUUUUCGCCGAGUUUAGCGAAAUCAAAUUACAAUGUACAUAAUUUGAGGUUAAAUGUUGGUUCGUGGUAGGUCCGUAUGUCGUUCAUUGUUUUGUUAUUGUACUGUUGAUAAUGGGCAGGUAUUCGAGUGAUUCUGAUAGUGAUAGAAAUUCAAGAAAAUCACGUAAAGAUAGAAAAUCAAACCGGCGCAAAUAUUCCAGGUCUACAUCAAGUUCAAGUGAUUCAAGUACUUCUCAUUCCAGAAAAAACUAUAAUAACAAAUCGCGAAGACACAGAUCUAGUUCAACAGAAAGGCGCAGAUCAGAUAGGGACAGGCAUAGUAAAUAUAGGCAUGAUAACAAAAAAUCAAGGCAUAGGCGUUCACGUUCGCGCUCACGUUCAUAUAUAACCGAAUUCACAUCAACAAGUAGAAGGAGUUCUUCAAGUUCAUCAAACAGUGGUGCUUCUUUUAAGAAAACGGCGAUUAAAGAAUCAGUGAAACAAACUGCAGUAUUAAAAUCAAAGGCAGAAUUAGAACCAACAUUGACUGUUAGUAAACCAAAUAGCAUUGAAGUUGUCAAGGUGUCUGAGGAAGUGCUCAAUGAGUUAAAUCAAGAUGCAUUUGAACCAAAAGAAUUUACUUCAAAAGUGAAUGAAACAAUUUUAAUUGAUCUACAAAAACAAACUAUCAAAAUUCCCCAAGCAGAGGUAAAGGCAAGUGAGACUGAGAAUAUAUUUCACCACAAUUUGUUUCAACCGGGGGAAGUAAGAGUAUUAAAAUGGUUAAAAGAAUUAUAUUCGUAUAGACAUCGCGCGCUCCAAACAGGCGGCACUAAACAAUAAAAUGUCAAAAAUUA
Dalotia coriaria is the source of this 935-nucleotide messenger RNA. RefSeq names its product DNA topoisomerase 1-like. The record is from RefSeq and is a predicted model, not a curated record. NCBI's taxonomy places the organism in Eukaryota, Metazoa, Arthropoda, Insecta, Coleoptera, Staphylinidae. The transcript has 4 exons. Bases 211 to 921 code for a protein of 236 amino acids.